UUGUAGGAUGACCGUAGUACAUGUAAGUUUGUAUGUUGCUUAGCUUCCCACCCCAAGACAGUUCGAUGGAAGGUCAAGAAAGCAGAGUUGUUGUGGUCAAGCAUAGAGCAAGGCAUCAUCAGGAAGAGGCAAGACAAGAGGCGACUUGGCUUGGACUGAAGAGCCUCACUUUUGAGCGAGCACCUGCACCUGCACUCAUCAGGUUGCUUUCCAACACCACUACUACUCUAUAUACAGCUAGCUACUAUAGACACCUCUGCUAGCUAGAGACAACUCUAUCAGAUCAGCCUUCCAUCAUUGCCUGAACCUACUGAGCCCAUCUUAUAGAGAGCUAGUAGAAGACUUGACUUAAGCUGAGCUAAGAGAUUGACCUUCAAUCUCCACUCCUCUCUCCUUCCUGAACCUUAUCUUAUCUUAUCAUGUCCUUCAGCAAUGCCAGUAGAUCUAUGCAUACCUGCAUUGGUAUCACUAGUAAUAAGAGAAAGAGAAGAAGACCAACUUCAUCAGACCCUCAAGACCCUCGCUCUCAAGACUUUCAAGACUUUCAAGCUCAGUCAUUGGCAUGUGCAUUGCCUUAUCAAGAUGCUACCCAUCCUGAUCCAUAUACCCCAUAUACCCCAUCUCCAUACACCUCCUCGAAUGGCAAGAAGACCAACUUCUACACUUACCAUCUGAUCAACCUGAUCAACCUGCUAUUGCUACUACUCCCUUAUCUUCCCUCCAGUCAAGCAGCAGCAUUGGGCACUCGAGUUGUAGGUGGAACCGACGUUUCAGAUCCCCACGCAUUUCCCUACUUUGCCCAGUUGGCCGAUGCCAGUUGUGCCGCUGUACUCAUUCACGACGACUUUCUACUGACAGCAGCGCACUGCGAACGACGCACACAUCCCUUUUACAAACGAGCUCUAUUCAUGUCUACAGAAAUACGAGAAGGAACGCUGCGGACCAUUGAAUACACACGGGCGCAUCCCUCCUAUCUUCCCACGCUGCAAGACUAUGACUUUGCAUUGCUCAAACUCAGUCAAAGUGCACUGGUCGAUGAUCACGGACAACCCACGGGAAUGCAAAUCCUACCCAUCAAUCGAAGUCCCAACUAUCCCGAACCGGGAGAUCCACUCGUCGCCAUGGGAUUCGGGAAAACGGCCGAAGAUGCCCAUGGCAUGAGUGCAUCCUUGCAACAGGUACAGAUUGACUAUAUUAGUGAUGACACGUGUCGUCGACAGUACGGAGCUGAUCAGUUCCUAGACGAUGUCAUGUUCUGUGGGGGUGUCACGGGAGGUGGGAAGGAUACUUGUCAAGGCGACUCGGGAGGUCCCGUGGUCGAUGUCACACGAGGAGUACUGGCCGGAGUCGUCAGUUACGGCAUUGGAUGUGCCCGCGAACGAUUCGCGGGCGUCAAUGCUCGUGUUUCCUCUGUCGCUUCUUGGAUUGAUGAAAUCAUUUGCGAAGCAUCGGACUUUCCACCGCCGUAUUGCACACCGCGAGCGGCACCGCCACUGCCCAGUGGGGUCGUUACGGUCAGAGUUACCAAUGAAACCAUGGGCGCCAUGACACUCUACAUGACACUCGACGACUAUCCACUCGAAUUUGCAUGGAGUUUGACCUAUCUGGGACAACCAAAUACCAAUACCAACAGUAACAACAACAACAACAACAAUGCCGCAAUCAUCCAGGACCCAUCCUCUCUGUCUUCGUACUUGAUGCCCACCAAAAAUGAACUCUAUGUUCUACUACCCGAUUCCAUUGAAGAAGAGGAUGCUGAGCUCGAAGAAAGCUUUGACAACUUGAGACCGGGACAGUACGACCUAGAAUUUGGUGAUAAUGGACUCGAUGGCAUUUGCUGCAACUUUGGCGAUGGAAAACUGGAACUCGUCAAUGACUUGACGGGAGAAACCGUUUGGGAACACGAUGGACAGUACCGGGGAUAUCUACAAGUGCGCAUCCGGAUUGAUUCCACUACGGGUGACAUUGCCGUCGUUUACGAAUCGGAACGAUUCCGACCAAGUUGGGAACAACUCGCGUCGCCCAAUUAUCCACCCGAGUUUGAUACCGAAUGGCCGGGACCGGUGCCCGAAGCACCACUCUUUUCCUUCAAUAUCAAUUUCAAGUUUGAUGCCUAUCCUUUUGAAUCCGACUAUGAUGUCUUGUACACACCCGGCGUCUUGGAAGAUUCCGCACAAACGCUCACCGAAUUGCCCGAAGAACAAUGGACUACCAUUGACAGCAUGGAUGGGAUUCGCCAUGGGAUACACAAUCGUCUCGUGCCACGUCAAUACGUCCAACAGGAAGCGGGAUGGUAUUGGCUCAAGGUAUCUGACUUGGGGAAUAAUGGCAUUUGCUGCCAGUUUCGUCGGGGAUGGAUCAGUAUCAUGGCACCCAUCAUCACCACUAUGGACAAUGGAUUUGUCUGGGGAAGUGAUGGCGAAUAUGGAUCGGGGGUGAACGUGUACUUUUUCAUCAACGAAGAUGGAUUCGUCGCUCAUGUCUAUUGGAUAGUUGCGGAAGAUGCGGUGACCAGCACUGCUACUUCCAGAAGUGGCGAGGCAGAUGGCUUUGGUCAUGAUGGAACAACAAGUGAUCAGAAAGAUGAUGGCGACGAUACAAGCGCCACAAACAGCAACGACAAUACAAAGCCACAGAAUCGACACUACUCCCGGCGGCUUUAGCAUUAUCAUACCGCUAACUCAAGGAAGGGAGGCCGGUGGCUAUAUAUUAUGCCGCAGACAGAUAGAUGUCUCGUAAAAGUAAAUAGACUGGCCAAAACCACUAGCUUAGAAGACCGCACGACUUCCUAGUUAUAAAAUAAUACUGCAAGGUACAACU
Molecule: messenger RNA, 2820 nt
Organism: Seminavis robusta
Lineage: Eukaryota; Bacillariophyta; Bacillariophyceae; Naviculales; Naviculaceae
Source: the annotation of a GenBank genome assembly